AGGAAGGGGCCCGUGGCGGUGCCCAGGAUGCAGCCCGCCAUGAUGAUGUUCUCCAGCAAGUACUGGGCCCGCAGGGGCAUGUCCCUGGACUCAGCCAUGUUUGACCAGCAGCAUACCGGGGGGAACCUGCUAAAAGAGGGAUUGAAAAUGACUCGUAGGACCUCCUUUGGUCGAAUAGAUGAGAAGCCUGACAAAGAGGUCAACAGUGCAUCCCACGACCCAGGGAAGACUACUGUCAUCUUCUCUGUGAAGAAUGAAGUAGGCUGCUUGGUGAGGGCUUUGCGUCUUUUUCAGGAGAAACACGUGAACCUGGCCCACAUCGAGUCCCGCAGGUGCAAGCGCGUCCCCACGGAGGUGGAGAUCUACGCCGAGUUCAACUGCACCAAGAAGGAGUUUACCGAGCUGGUGCACUACCUCAAAGACCACAUCAACAUCCUGUCCUACAACACACCUCAGCACGUGUGGUCUGCGGACGGAGACUGUGAGGACUGUGUGUGUGUUCUGGGAGGGUUACCAGAUGGGGAAGGUGUGCCGUGGUUUCCCCAGAAGAUUUCUGAGCUGGACCAGUGCUCUCAUCGAGUGCUGAUGUAUGGCUCUGAGCUCGAUGCCGACCAUCCAGGCUUUAAAGACAAUGUGUAUCGUCAGCGGAGGAAGUAUUUUGUGGAGGUUGCAAUGAAUUACAAAUUUGGGCAGCCCAUACCUCACAUUGAGUACACCGAAGAGGAGGUCAAGACCUGGGGGGUGGUGUUCCGCGAGCUCACCAAGCUCUACCCCACCCACGCCUGCCAGGAGUACCUCAAGAACCUCCCACUGCUCACAAAGCUUUGUGGGUACCGGGAAGACAACAUACCCCAGCUGGAGGAUGUGUCCUUGUUUCUCAGAGAGAGGUCAGGGUUCACGGUGCGUCCAGUGGCUGGGUACCUGUCACCACGUGACUUCCUGGCAGGCCUGGCCUACCGUGUGUUCAACUGCACACAGUAUGUGCGUCACAGCACUGACCCACUGUACACACCAGAGCCGGACACAUGCCAUGAGUUACUGGGUCACGUUCCCCUGCUGGCCGACCCCAAAUUUGCUCAGUUCUCCCAGGAGAUCGGGUUGGCUUCCCUAGGAGCGAGGGACGAGGAUGUGCAGAAACUCGCCACGUGUUAUUUCUUCACCAUCGAGUUUGGCCUGUGCAAACAGGGAGGGCAGCUGAGAGCAUAUGGAGCCGGUCUGCUCUCCUCCAUCGGGGAGCUAAAGCAUGCACUCUCAGACAAGGCUACAGUGAGGCCGUUUGAGCCGAAGACCACUUGCGAUCAGGAAUGCCUCAUCACCACCUUCCAGGAGGUUUAUUUUGUCUCAGAGAGUUUUGAAGAGGCCAAAGAAAGAAUGAGGGAUUUCGCCAAAACAAUCAAGAGGCCGUUCUCUGUGUACUACAACCCCUACACACAGAGCAUUGACCUUCUAAAGAACACCAUAAGCAUAGAGAACGUGGUGCAGGACCUACGUAGUGACCUCACCACAGUGUGUGAUGCCCUGGGCAAGAUGAACAGAUACCUGGGUAUAUAAAGUCAUGUUUAUCAAUCCUGCAAGAUGAACAGAUACCUGGGUAUAUAAAGUCAUGUUUAUCAAUCCUAUGUAAACUGUCUGCACUUUGUCACUGGUUAGUUCUAGCCAUCAUGUGUGUGAAUUCAAGAUGCCUUCAAAU
Clupea harengus (Atlantic herring) is the source of this 1690-nucleotide messenger RNA. RefSeq names its product tryptophan hydroxylase 2 (tryptophan 5-monooxygenase) (gene tph2). Lineage: Eukaryota; Metazoa; Chordata; Actinopteri; Clupeiformes; Clupeidae. Gene Ontology annotation, cellular component: neuron projection. The record is from RefSeq and is a predicted model, not a curated record. Gene Ontology annotation, molecular function: iron ion binding; tryptophan 5-monooxygenase activity. Gene Ontology annotation, biological process: aromatic amino acid metabolic process; serotonin biosynthetic process.